This is a messenger RNA of Trichoplax adhaerens, 294 nucleotides long. RefSeq lists its product as uncharacterized. Gene Ontology annotation, cellular component: plasma membrane signaling receptor complex. Gene Ontology annotation, molecular function: metal ion binding. The transcript has 2 exons. The annotation marks the transcript as partial. Gene Ontology annotation, biological process: positive regulation of JNK cascade; protein K63-linked ubiquitination; regulation of canonical NF-kappaB signal transduction. The record is from RefSeq and is a predicted model, not a curated record. NCBI's taxonomy places the organism in Eukaryota, Metazoa, Placozoa, Uniplacotomia, Trichoplacea, Trichoplacidae.
UUAGUGCUACAACGCAAUAUGCAAAAUCUAAGGAUGGAGCUACCUAAAGGCUACGAAGUUAGCUUUGUUGGCGAUAAUCUGAGUAAAUAUGAAUGCGCAAUAUGCUGUUGUGCUCUGAAAGAUCCAGUCCAGACUAGAUGUGGACAUCGAUUUUGUAAGGAGUGUAUCGAAGUUUAUAUUAGGCGAGGCGGUAAACAUUGCCCAAAUAACUGUCAGCCAAUCGCCAUUAAUGAGCUAUCGGUUGAUAAUGCAGCUAAACGUGAAGUUUUAAAUUUGGAUAUUUAUUGUCGAAAU